AAACAUUUAAUAUUUGGAAGAAUCUAUGUCUUCCUCUCCAUUGAUACAAAUCUUAUCCAUGGGAGCAAAAGUACAGACUGGGAUCCAUGUGUCUGGUCUGGUCUUGGAUCCACCAUUCACUCAACCCUACUACUUCUCAGACAAGGUGUGGGAGAAAAAGGUAGUGACAAAAUCUCUUUGUCUAGCAAUCUAGCAACAUAACUUUUUCUCCUUUGAAAGAGAGAAAGCAUAUGUAUUAUUAUCACGUAAACACCAAAACCCAACUCUCCGCUCAUGAUUUUGUAUUUCUUGCACUAGACUACUCUUUCACUCUCACAAGCAACAGAGAGCCUCACCUUAGUUGAGUUGUCACUACUCUCAGAUGAUGUUAUCACAGCGUCCACCAAAUGGAAAUGUUCUGUGAUUCAGAUCCUUACUGUGAUCUUGUGCACCAGAAAGUAAUAUCUAUGUGGUCAGGUCCCCAUCCCUAGCACUCUGUGAUAUCAAACCAAGAAGGCCACAAACUGAAUCUUGAUGGGUUCUUCUUGUCUUCUGUCUCUAUCCUGUCUGCAAAUAUGUCCAUUUCUCCUUGACUCUUCUGACACUUUCAGUCUCACCUUCAGGCUAUAAAAUCCUUAUCAAAGAGCUCUACUUCUCAACCCACUUCCUUUUAUAUGCACUUGUAGAUACAUUAAGAAAGCAACAAUGGACCAAAACACACCUGCAGAAUUUUCUCAUGGGUCUUCAAACUUUCAUACAUAUUACUCCCAGACCAAGAAGGGUGGUGGUGGCGUAAUUGAUCUAGGCCUCAGCCUUAGGACCAUUCAACAUGAAACUUACCUCCCAUCUACUCCAAUGAUAGGUCUGGACGGGUAUGGUGAGCUUAUAGACUGGUCGCAACGACCCUAUACACAGCUGAAGAGUGAGGAACCGGUAGACCAAAGACUUGCCCAACGAUAUUACAAUGAUGGAGAAGAGGGCAGAGGAAAAUUGGCUUAUUAUGUGAAGGUAAAUAUGGAUGGCUCAGUCGUUGGCCGCAAGGUUUGCAUUCUUAACCAAGGAACCUACUCAACUCUUGCUCUCCAGCUUGACAAUAUGUUCGGGAUGCAGACCGUGUCGGGACUGAAGUUGUUCCAGGAUGAGUCUGAGUUCUCUUUGGUCUACAGAGACAGAGAAGGUAUCUGGAGGAACGUUGGAGAUGUUCCAUGGAAGGAGUUUGUUGCAAGUGUGAAUCGGAUGAGAAUCGCAAGAAGAGACGAUGCUCUUCUUCCCUACUAAAGCCUUUGAAGUCAAAGCCUAUCUUUUAUCCAAAUGAGCUCUCACAUCACUUGUGAUUCUAGUUUUCAACAUCUGAUGUAACAGAAGCUUUUUAAUUAUAAAGAGAGUGACAUCUUAAUAACUAC
This is a messenger RNA of Brassica napus (rape), 1382 nucleotides long. RefSeq names its product auxin-responsive protein IAA32-like. The coding region runs from base 685 to 1257 and encodes 190 amino acids. The transcript has 4 exons. Gene Ontology annotation, cellular component: nucleus. Gene Ontology annotation, biological process: regulation of DNA-templated transcription. Gene Ontology annotation, molecular function: protein binding. The record is from RefSeq and is a predicted model, not a curated record. Lineage: Eukaryota; Viridiplantae; Streptophyta; Magnoliopsida; Brassicales; Brassicaceae.